Messenger RNA from Anopheles marshallii, 1704 nucleotides. RefSeq lists its product as uncharacterized. NCBI's taxonomy places the organism in Eukaryota, Metazoa, Arthropoda, Insecta, Diptera, Culicidae. The transcript is spliced from 6 exons. The record is from RefSeq and is a predicted model, not a curated record. Bases 1 to 1704 code for a protein of 567 amino acids.
AUGAGCGAUUUGAACCGCGAGCGUCGUACCGGUGGUUUUUACAAACGGGCGGCUAAAUUUCUGAAAGGAGACGCGGCCGAACAAACUGACCCGCAAGCCGGCCCUAGCCGGAAUGUUCCCAUCGAAGCGUUUGAUGAAUCGCCUGGAUCGGUGAAUUCGGUUGAACCGGUGGAUACGGUGAAUCCGGUCGAUACGCUACCGCUGGAUCCGGCGCAACCCUUGUCGGAGGGACCGGAAGAUCUGGACGAUUCCGAAAGGAUAUCGGUCGUACUGGACAACACAGAGAGCUUUUCCGACGACAGCGACGAGGAAGGGUCCUACGAGCGGACGUUUCACUCGAUGUCGAUCGAGGAUGGCAUACGUUACUGGGCGCUAUCUAAUAACGCCACGCAUCGAUCCAUCAACAUGGUGUUGCAGCUAUUCAGGAAGGUAGGUGUGAAAGUGCCCGGCACCGCCAAAACCUUGCUGCGAACCAAACGGAACGCGUCGAGUGAAAUUACAGAACUUGGCGGUGGACAUUACUGGUAUAACUGGUUUGAAAAGACGUUAUUCAGCUAUUUUCGUCUACAGGCUCCACCGGCAACAGUUCGACAGUUCACCAUCACGUUGUCCGUUGAUGGAUUGCCGCUCCACAGGAGCGGGGCACUACAGUUUUGGCCCGUGAUGUUUGCCAUUGAUGAGUUGCCGGCAGCUCCAGUUAUGACUGCUGCGAUAUAUUGUGGGAUCACGAAGCCCAUUAGUAUUGAGCAAUACCUGCGCCCGGUGGUCGAUGAGCUGAACGGCCUGAUACGGAAUGGUAUACUUCUCUGCGGAAAGCAUAUCACUGUUCAGGUUCGUGCCAUUGUCGCCGACACUCUCGCCAGAGCGUUCAUCAAAGGCGUUUCUGGACACACCGGAUACUGGAGCUGCCAAAAAUGCACAGUCAAGGGCGAAUAUAACCAGCAAAGGAGAACGAUGGUGUUUCCUUUUGGCCAUGAACCGAAACGCACGGAUGCCGGCUUCCGGGUUAAUGAGCCACCGGGACACCGCAAACACGCAACGCCGCUAACCGAGCUCGCCGAUUUCGACAUCGUGGAAGACGUUCCUGUCGGAGACCGGCUUCAUAUUUUGGAGCUGGGCAACUGCAGGCGGUUUGUGAUGGGAUGGCGCGAUGUGGUUCGUUUCGGAUCAUUAUCUGCCAUUUCGAUAUACCGGUUCGAAAGCGAACUCCAGCAUUUGAAGCGUUUGCUUCGCAGCGGUUGGAAAAACCUGGAGCAGGCGGUCAAUCGGAUCUCGGAGUUUGAAAACUUCGGCAUGCCAAAGCCACCGGAGCAAACCAUCACCUAUCCCUCGCAGGUGUCCAAGUUCAACACCAAAGUGUUUGUGCGUCCGCGACUCACUUUGCAGACAGGCUGGGGAAAUGCAUGGUUUCUGACUGCGGACGGCAGCAUCGGCAAGCUGCAGUCUGCCGCGGACGGCACGGAUGCUGAUGUAGGGAAAGUGCUCGUGAGGGUACAUAGACUAUGCCGGAAAAUGCCAGCAUUUGACACGCCUAUGAACUCGAACGAUAUGCUCAUCUACAGAGGAUGCAUCCGUGACCUGUCGAGCGAUGCUGACCUGCAGUGUUCGACGGACGAGAUCGUGUGUAAGUUAGUGGUAACCGCGAGCAGGAGUAGGCAGGAGUUUACGUUGGUGCCACUGUUACACACGUUUCGGGACGACUGA